Molecule: messenger RNA, 2355 nt
Organism: Anastrepha obliqua
Lineage: Eukaryota; Metazoa; Arthropoda; Insecta; Diptera; Tephritidae
Product: putative polypeptide N-acetylgalactosaminyltransferase 13
Exons: 8
Coding region: 138-2162 (674 amino acids)
Cellular component (GO): Golgi apparatus
Source: RefSeq, a predicted model, not a curated record
GGUGGAGUGGUCGAGUGUGUUUGAUGUACAUAUUUAUAUAUUGUAUAAGACGUCAUAUAUGUUUAAGCAUUGAGCUUAGUUAAAUUUGUUUGAAGAGCGCGUGGAUUGUUCCUGUCAACGCGGACAAUGCGCGCGUGAUGAAGACCAAGACGCGACGGUGGUCUCAAUUUCUGCUGGUUCCCAUCGCGCUGCUACUGCUGACCUGCCUAUUCUGUUGUCUACAAUUCAUUGAGUACGAGUAUGCGGACUUCGCGAGCUACGAGCAGACGCAAGUGUUUCCCAGUACUGCGGACCGCGUGCGCGUCGCCGAUGUCAUAGCGGUGCAUGAAUUUAUUGCUAGCGCACCACCAACACCAGCGCGCUCUCAAUCGGAUCUGUGGGAAUUUUACCAUUACAAUGUACGACGGAGCAAUGUAAUUGGCGCUUUUCGCGCGCUACCCGACACACGUGAUGGCAGCUGCAAUGCCCGCUCGUUACGUCAGACCGCUGCUCAGCGCACGCAUUCACGCAUCUCCGUCAUCGUCGCGUUUCACAACGAAGCGCGCUCCGCACUCAUACGCACCAUAAUGGCGUUGUAUCUACGCACGCCGCCUCGCUAUCUGCACGAGCUGAUACUGAUCGAUGAUUGCAGUGAGGAUGUCGAUUUGCUGCCCGCACUGCUUCGCCUCAAGCUACCACCAUUUAUGCGCAAUUUCUCAUCACCGCUGACCACAAAAUCUUCUGUCACGCAUUCCAAGUCAUCAUAUGCCACUUCCCCUCUCCCGCAAGUUACAAUUAAAACAGCGCGUAAUGCGCGUCGCUCGGGUGUGAUUGAGUCACGUAAUCGUGGCGCCCGCCUUGCCACCGGCGAUUAUUUACUCUUUCUCGAUAGUCAUUGCGAGGUUAAUGUAGGUUGGCUGGAGCCUUUACUGGAACGUUUGGCCGAAGGCGGUGGCGAUAGCGAUGGUGUGGUGGCGGUUAGUCCCGUGCUGGAUAGCAUUGAUGCCGAGUCAUUGGAGUAUACAGAGAGUUCCAAGAAUCUCAUGGGUGGUUUCGAUUGGAAUUUACAUUUUCAUUGGAUACCGCGACCACAUUCAGCACAAUCAAAACAACAACAGCAACAAGGACAGCGACGACAACAAUCAGCGCAAUUUAUAAAUGCGAAAACCGCAUAUUUACGGCAAUACGGCUGGGAGGGUCACCGAUUCAGCGGAGCGCGAAUUCGUCGCGACACAAAUAACGCCGCAAAGGCAUUCAAAAGUCCUACCUUUGCUGGCGGAAUUUUUAUGAUCUCCCGAGAUUGGUUUUUCAAACUGAACGGCUUCAACCCUUUGCUAGAGACCUGGGGUGGCGAGUCCAUUGAAUUCUCCAUUAAAUUGUGGCUUUGUGGCGGUCAAAUCGAGAUUGUGCCCUGCAGUCGGGUUGGACAUAUUUUUCGCAAACAGCAUCCAUUCCGUUUUCCCAAUGGCAGCGAUAGCCAGACAACGUAUCUAAGAAAUUCCAAAAUCAUCGCCGAAACAUGGCUGGACGCCUACAAAUACUUCUUUUAUGCUUCCAAGCCAGCUGCAAAACUUGUACCCGUUAACUUCACCGACAUACAGCUCAGUUAUCAAUUGAAAAGUGCACUCAAUUGCCGGCCAUUUUCCUGGUAUUUGCUGCAUGUUUUCCCACAACUCAAACUACCCAAUGAUGACUUCAUCGCAUUUGGCACUCUAAGCUCCGCCGAGCUUUGUUUGCAAAUCACCAAUCGUGCCACCAACAUCGACGAUGACCACCAGGCCAGUCAGUUGCAUAUGAGUAGCUGCUUUCGUAGUGACGUUACGCAUUGGUAUCUGCAUAGACGAAAUUCCCAAUUGCAGGCGAGUUCCGGUGCGUGUCUCCAUGUAGUGCAAAUACCGAAACGUUCGACGUUGCUGACGAGUUCGACGCGCGCAUCGCAUUUUCGUGUGGUGUUGCAGUCAUGCGUUGGCCAGGAUGCCGAUGAAAAUGGGCGCAAUCACAGUGAGAAUGAGGAGGCGGAGAAUCAGAGUCAACGUUGGCUCAGACGUGGCGGUUGGCUGGUGCACCAGCAGACGCAGCUAUGUCUCGAUAAUCCGCUAAGCGAUGUGUUGGUUGUCAGUCAUUGCCGUAAUGCAGCACCGUCACAGCUGUUUCGCUUUGCCAUGGAGCUGCAGCGCUUGUAAGAGGUCUGAGUGAAGGUGCUGUGGAAAUGUGUAUGUGUGCCCGUAUAAUGAUGUGUUUUUGGCUAGGUACUCAGGCGAAAAUGAAAAAAAACUUAAAAGGAAAUAUGAAAGCAACGGAAAACUGGUAGUGCAACGGCAGCAAUGGUGGUACACUUGCGGAAGUAAAAGGAAUUAGAAGGCAUCUCUGCAGUGU